Molecule: messenger RNA, 1509 nt
Organism: Prunus persica (peach)
Lineage: Eukaryota; Viridiplantae; Streptophyta; Magnoliopsida; Rosales; Rosaceae
Exons: 2
Coding region: 1-1509 (502 amino acids)
Molecular function (GO): zinc ion binding; nucleic acid binding
Source: RefSeq, a predicted model, not a curated record
AUGAAAUCAGGAUAUUGGCAAAUCCAGAUCGCCGAAAAAGACAGGUACAAGACUAAGAAAUAUGAUAAAUACGAGUCUAAGUCUGAGCCUAAGAAACCAUAUAAGACCUUUAAGAAAAAGAAAUACGUAGGGGAAACUAGUAAGAAUGCUAGUAAAGGAAAGAAAGGUGCGGUCCCAACAUGCUACAAAUGUGGAAAAGUCGGACACUAUAAAUCCGAAUGUAAAAUGAAGGACAAAAUCAGUAACUUAAGCAUUAGUGAAGAACUUAAGCAGCAACUUUGCCAAAUAAUGCUUAAUUCCUCCGAUUUUGAGCAAGAAAGUGAUAACGAACUAGCUCAGCUAGAAAAUGAAGGAUUAUUUGAAUCUGAUACUAAAACUAGUUCAGAUAGUGAAGAUGAGUGCGCCUGUCAAUUCAAUGAUCUCAAAAUAUGUGUUUUAACCAAAGAAGAAAGUCUGAUAAUAGACUUAAUUGACAAAAUAGAGGAUCCAGAGAAAAAGAGAGAGGCGCUUGAAAGUUAUAUCUCACUAGCUAAAGUAGGACCAAGUAACCUGCAGCCAGCUGUAACUAAUGUGAGACAACCAGUUGAAAACUAUAGCUUUAAAACUAUAGUGAACAGGAUGAAUGACAAAAUUCACAAGAAAGAACCUACUCUCAAUGAUCUGCAGUGCGAAGUUCAUGAUGUGAAAGAAGAACUUAGAGAGAUAAAAAAUAGGGUUAGAAUUCUAGAACUCUAUCGCCCUUUUUCGGAAAAAGAUACAGAAGAAAAAUCGGAGCAAUUAGAAUUUGAAAAUCUAAUGGAAGAAUUUCAAGAGAAAAUUGAACUUGUGAGAAAAGAAUCCCUACAAGAAGAGCAGGUUAAUACCAUGAAAUUUGUUAAUAGUAUAGAUAGAGUGAUAGCUCUAAAAUGGGACAAGCAACAGUUACAAAGAUUCUUAGGAAGUCUCAAUUACAUAAAGCAUUUUUAUAAAGAUUUAGCUCAGGACUCAAAAUUAUUAUAUCAAAGGUUGAAAAAGAACCCGGUUUCUUGGUCUGAUGAACACACUAAAGCUGUAAGGAGACUGAAAGUUAAAGUCAAAGAACUUCCUUGUUUAGCUUUAGCCAACCCAGAAGCCUUUAAAAUCGUAGAAACUGAUGCUUCAGAAAUAGGGUAUGGGGGAAUCUUAAAACAGAGGGUUAAUAACUCAGAACAAUUAGUUAGGUUCACCUCUGGAGUUUGGAAACCAGCUCAAAAGAAUUAUUCUACUGUUAAGAAAGAAAUGCUAGCCAUUGUCCACGCUGUCUCUAAAUUUGAAAGUGAUCUUUUCAAUAAGAAAUUUUUGAUAAGAGUAGAUUGCAAGGCUGCCAAAGACAUUUUGUUCAAGGAUGUUAAAAAUCUAGCAUCCAAACAAAUUUUUGAAAGAUGGCAAGGAAUUCUUUCUGCUUUUGAUUUUGAUAUUGAAUUUAUUAAAGGUGAAACUAACGCACUCCUGGACUUCUUACCUCGAGAAUUUUUGCAGGGUGCGAACUAG